CAACACUUUGUGAUUUUCCAAAAAUAAACCAUGGAAUUCUGUAUGAUGAAGAAAAUUAUAAGCCAUUUUCCCAAGUUCCUAUAGGGGAAGUUUUCUAUUACUCCUGUGAAUUUAAUUUUAUGGCUCCUUCAAAAUCCUUCUGGACUCGCAUAACAUGCACAGAAGAAGGAUGGUCACCAACACCAAAGUGUCUCAGAAUAUGUUUCUUUCCUUUUGUGGAAAAUGGUCAUUCUGACUCUUCAGGACAGACACAUCUGGAAGGUGAUACCGUACAAAUUGUUUGCAACGCAGGAUACAGCCUUCAAAAUAAUAAGAACAACAUUUCAUGUGUAGAAGGUGGCUGGUCCACUCCUCCCAAAUGCACCUCCACUAGAGGAAAAUGUCAUAUUCCAAUUUUAGAAGCAAAUAUAGAUGCUCACCCAAAAAAGGAAAGAUACAAAAUUGGAGAUGUGUUGAAAUUCUCUUGCAGACAAAAUCUUACAAGAGUUGGACCAGAUUCAGUUCAAUGUUACCAAUUUGGGUGGUCACCUAACUUUCCAACAUGCAAAGGACAAGUACAAUCGUGUGGUCGACCUCCUCAACUCUCCAAUGGUGAAGUUAGGGAGACAACAAAAGAGGAAUAUAGACACAGUGAAGUGGUGGAAUAUGAUUGCAAUCCUAAUUUUAUAAUAACAGGGCCUAAGAAAAUACAAUGUGUGGAUGGAGAAUGGACAACUUUACCCAUUUGUGUUGAACAAGUGAAACCAUGUGGAUAUAUACCUGAGCUCGAGCAUGGUUAUGCUCAGCAGUCUGUCCCUCCCUAUCAACAUCGAGUUUCAGUGGAGAUGAACUGCAAUAAUGAAUAUACCAUGAUUGGAAAUAACAUGAUUACCUGUAUUAAUGGAAUAUGGACAGAGCUUCCUCUGUGUGUGGCAACACAUCAACUUAAGAGUUGCAAAAUAGGAGGAGCCAAUAUAAGAACGUUCUUCAGACUAUUUGGGAGGGAAUUGAAUCACAAUGCUGCAAUACGUUACAGAUGUUUAGGUAUCCCCGGACACAGGCGCUCAGUCUGCAUAAACGGGAAAUGGAAUCCUGAUCUAGACUGCACAGAAAAAGAGGAACUCUGCCCACCACCACCUCAGAUACCUAAUGCUCAGAAUAUGACAACCACAGUGAAUUAUCAGGAUGGAGAAAAAGUAGCUGUUCUCUGUAAAGAAAACUAUCUACUUCCAGAAGCAAAAGAAAUUCUAUGUAAAAAUGGACAAUGGCAAUCAUUACCACGCUGUGUUGCGUCUACAGCAUACUGUGGGCCCCCUCCACCUAUUAGAUAUGGAGAUAUCACCUCAUUCCCAUUAUCAGUAUAUCCUCCAGGGUCAACAGUGACGUACCGUUGCAAGUCCUUCUAUGAACUCCAGGGCUCCAUAACUGCAACAUGCAGAAAUAAACAGUGGUCAGAACCACCAAAAUGCCUAGAACCAUGUGUGAUAUCUGGAGAAACUAUGAACAAAAAUAACAUACAGUUAAAAUGGAUCAGCAGUGAAAAACUUUAUAUAAAAACAGGGGAUGCUGUUGAAUUUGAAUGUAAAUUCUCAUAUCAAGCGAAGAAAUCAUCACCAUCAUUUCGAGCAAUCUGUCAAGAAGGGAAAUUUGAAUAUCCCAUAUGUACGAAGUUAGCAUAUUUUUCCUGAAUAUAGUCAGUAAAGUAAUCAUACAUCUAUGCUAAAAGUAGCCAUUAUGUAGCCAAUUCUGUAGUUACUGCUUUUAUUCUUUCAGGUGUGGUUUAACUCAGUUUUAUUUAGAACUCUGGAUUUCUAGAGUUUCAGAAAUUUAUAAGCUGAGAGAAUAAUGUUUCACUUAAUAGGAGGGUAUCUGAGUCCAUUUUACAUUGUUAGAAUAGAAUAUCACAGACUGGGCACGUUCUAACCAAUAGUUUGUUUCAUAAAUCUAAAAGUCCAAGA
Molecule: messenger RNA, 1937 nt
Organism: Cebus imitator (Panamanian white-faced capuchin)
Lineage: Eukaryota; Metazoa; Chordata; Mammalia; Primates; Cebidae
Gene: CFHR5
Product: complement factor H related 5
Exons: 10
Source: RefSeq, a predicted model, not a curated record